Penicillium bovifimosum is the source of this 639-nucleotide messenger RNA. Its product is annotated as phosphotransferase family protein. The record is from RefSeq and is a predicted model, not a curated record. Lineage: Eukaryota; Fungi; Ascomycota; Eurotiomycetes; Eurotiales; Aspergillaceae. Bases 1 to 639 code for a protein of 212 amino acids. The transcript has a single exon.
AUGGACACCAACGCAAUCAUCGAUUCCGUCCACAAGGUCGAGGGCCAGCUGUGGGUUGACAGGAUAAACGACGCCUAUAGAAUGGGCCGUCUCUGCCAGUGGGUGUCAACCUUUCAUCCGCAGAGCCUCUCUUGUCAACUCGAGGGCACUUUUCACCACGGAGCAUUCAACGCUGGGAUGAAAUUUGUUUUCGGCGACGGUACUGCCUGGAUGGUCCGCUUUCCCCGUGUGGGGAUGAUUUGCAACCAAUUUGUGGACGAAAAGGUGGCCAUGGAAGUAUCAGCUCUCGGUCUUAUCCAGCGCAGUACCACUAUCCCAGUCCCAAAAGUUCAUGCAUGGGGUUUGGCUGCAACCAACCCCCUUGGUCUAGGUCCUUUUAUCAUAAUGGACUUUAUAGACGGCGUGAGUCUUAUUGAUAUCUUUCGGGAUCCUGAAUCUCAACAUCCGAGUCGGGUGAUAAGGGAAGACAUCAGCGACGACGACAUUGAAAGUGUCUAUAGACAGAUGGCAAAUUUUCUCCUCCAACUUUUCCGACUUGAGUUUGGCCAGAUUGAUAGCCUGCCCCCGCCACAGGGUCAAUCCCAAGGAAGAGGGCACAUGACAAAAGAGGAGUUCAUUGCGCGUGCUAGCCUCGCCUAG